AAACGAUGUCGUAUAAGCUGUCUUUUGUUUGCCUUUUGCCGCUGGCCAAACGUCUUUGACCCCCCACCGUUUCGCCUCCGGCGCCCCAAAUUUCAGUUCACUUCAAGCUCAGAUCGGAAGGUUAUGGAAUAGCAUGUUCACAAUUCCCGCGGCUUCUCUAUUCUGGAAUUUCGGCUAACGAUUCCAAGAUUUCCAGAACCAAAGGGGUUUGGGAAUAACACUUGGUGGCCAAUCAUGACGACCAAAACAAACACUUUAGAUUACUGGUUGAAUUGGAGAUUCUUCGUAUCUGCCAUAUGGAUCGUUGCAGCUAUGGUGGUUUCUGCAUUGAUGAUUUGGAGGUAUGAAGUCUCCGCAAAAUCAAGAAACCAGCAUGGGGAGGAUCAGCAAGUAAAAGUAGGGACUUUACACAAGGAUGAUGUUUGGAAGACAUCUUACAAAUCCAUCAGUCCUAUUUGGUUGCUUACUUACAGGAUACUUUCUUUCUUGCUGCUUCUGGGGUUGCUCAUAUCAGAUGCUGUUUUACACAGUGGUCGAAUAUUUAUUUAUUACACUCAGUGGACAUUCACUCUUGUCACCAUAUAUUUUGGGGUAGCAUCAUUACAUUCCUUAUAUGGGCUGAAACUAUGUAGAAAGCCCUCUGCUGAAAGGGUUAACAUUAUGGGCUCAGAUGUCGAGAACGGGCGUUACGUUUCCAGUAGUCAAGACGAACCACGUCUUCUGGAUGCUGCUGGAAUUUGGGUUUAUGCUAUGCAGAUAAUUUUUCAAAUGUGUGCAGGGGCUGUGGUGCUUACAGACAUUGUAUUCUGGCUCAUAAUUUACCCCUUUCUCACUAGUAAAGAUUACCGGUUGCAUUUUCUGGCCGUUUGUAUGCAUUCUGUGAAUGCUGUUUGCCUUUUGGUUGAAGUUGCUUUAAAUCGCCUUAAUUUCCCUUUCUUCCGAAUUGCAUAUUUUGUCCUGUGGACCUGCGUUUUUGUGACGUUCCAGUGGAUCAUCCAUAUGUGUGUUUCACUAUGGUGGCCUUAUGCCUUUUUAGACCUGGCAUCUCCAUACGCUCCCUUAUGGUAUGUUUCUAUACUGUAUUUUCAAUUUUCGUCUCAGCCAAUUCAUUGAUUUUAUAUAUUUGAUAGCAAGGUAUAAACUUGCAGGUACUUAGGGGUUGGGGCGCUUCAUGCUCCAUGUUUCUUUAUCUUCACUCUUAUAAUAAAAACGAAAAGAUAUUUACUGUCAAGAUUUCUUCAGAGUAAUGUUGGAGUGUAGUAAAGCUGAGAAAGGUGGCAUGCUCAACUCCAGCAACAAUUUCUUUGAACACUCAUUUAUGAAAUAGUAAUAUUCGAAGAUCCUUUUUGCUAGUUUAGCAACACUUUUAGUCCAUGAUCGUGUAGUUAGCAAGUACACCCUUCAAAGAUGUGUGUGAACAGAGGAGAUGUUAAUGAAGCUGUUUCUUGAGGUGGGCUAGAAGGCAAUCUCUAAGCGUGGCCAAGGCAACUUAGAUUGGAACAAGACUAAGGGUUGGACGCGGUCCGGUUCGUUUCUUCUUCCAGCUUUUAUUGUAAAUUAAUUUCAUGUUGUGUCACUAAAUUACUCAAAGAAAAUGCAGUCAAAAUGAUGCUGUACUGUCAUUUUGGUUGUGCAGUUUUGCUCAUAAGUCAUAAGUGGUAGGUAUAAUGGCUUGUAUUGUUAGCUGAAGGCUGAAGCUAAACGACAGGGAUACUAGUAUUCAUCAUUCAUAUCUUAUUGGAAAUUAAUUUUAUGCGUCGUUAUUGUAAUCCAAUUAAUGAAAUUGUAGCUAUUGUUGGACACGAAGUACUAUUACUAGCUUAAAACUCCUAGUUGACAACGUCUUAUCUUUCUGAG
Cuscuta epithymum is the source of this 1857-nucleotide messenger RNA. The record is from the annotation of a GenBank genome assembly. Lineage: Eukaryota; Viridiplantae; Streptophyta; Magnoliopsida; Solanales; Convolvulaceae.